Molecule: messenger RNA, 622 nt
Organism: Achroia grisella
Lineage: Eukaryota; Metazoa; Arthropoda; Insecta; Lepidoptera; Pyralidae
Product: abscission/NoCut checkpoint regulator-like
Exons: 5
Biological process (GO): mitotic cytokinesis checkpoint signaling; abscission
Cellular component (GO): cleavage furrow; midbody; centrosome
Molecular function (GO): metal ion binding; phosphatidylinositol-3-phosphate binding
Source: RefSeq, a predicted model, not a curated record
UUUAUCCUACGCCCAUACUGUACUAAAAAAUCAUUUGCAAUGGCAUGCAAUUCAUGCGCCAAACCGUUUACAUUAUUUCGGAACGAGAAAGGAUGUCCCAAUUGUGGCUUUGCUUUUUGUUCUAAAUGUUUAGCACACAAAAUGUUUGUGCAGAAACUAAAUGCCGAGACCAAGGUUUGUAUGAAAUGUGCAAAAGCACCCAACUCAAGUAAACCAAGAAAUGUGGAACCACCUGAUGCAUAUUUCAAGAGAAUAACACCAGGUACAAACCUGAAUGACAAUCCCACAGCAGGAAAUUCCAAAGAUCAAGAAAUAGUUGAAAGAUUAAAUAAGUUAAAACAAGACAAGACUGAACAUAAUUUAAAGCCUGACGAGAAAAUAGCAAAGCGACUACAGGGUCUCACCAGAGAAGUACCACCUACCACAGACCAUGAACUACAGUUGCGUCUGGCAAACCUGAGUACAUAUAAAGAUGAAUUUGAUACCCUAGUGAAUGAGAUGGAGGUGAGAUUACAGAGAGUAAAAAGUGGCAACUGUAUUAAACCAAGUGGUUCUCAAGAACAACAAGCAUCUAAGACUGAAGAUGAAGAAGAUGCAGUAAAAAAGAUAGUUGAAAAAAAGU